ACUCAGCUUAGAGCGCGCUCCUCCCCCCACUCCCGCAAUCUUCCCAGCCCUCAGAAACCUACACAAAUGACUUCACCUCCAACCCUCCCUGAGGCUCACAGGAAAAAUUAAAGCACUUCAUUUUAUGGUUCCAAAGCUAUGCCCGUACCUUACAAAGCUUUGUAUUAUUUGUUGUGCAUCUGGCUCAAAACAGAGCGAGCCACACCAAAACGUAGAGGAAAGCUGAGAAGACGCCCUCACAGGCCACUUGUGAAAGGAGAGAGAAAAACUACGACUCCCAAAAGGCAGCGGAGCCGCACGACCCGUGAUUCCCAGCAUCCUCUGCGAGGCUCAAAAUCAUCUAGGUGGCCAGCGCCUCGAGACGACAGGUAAUGUCCGCGGGAGAGUAGAAAGAGAGUCUUGCGGGAAUGGCAACGUCUAAGGAGGGGCCUGAGAGACCGACGGAGCGCCUGGAUAUUGCGCGCGGCCUGGAGAACGUGCCCGUGAGCGCGUGGCCCCCGGGGGCGGAGCCAGAGCCUUUCCAGUAUACUCCUGACCACGUAGCUGGACCUGGAACAGACAUCGAUCCCACACAAAUAACCUUUCCCGGAUGCAUUUGUCUCAAAACCUGCCUCCCUGGUACUUGCUCCUGUCUCCGUCAUGCAGAGAACUAUGAUGAUAAUUCCUGCCUUAUAGAUACAGGAUCCCAAGGCAAGUGUGCCAACCCGGUUUUUGAAUGCAAUAUCCUGUGCCAGUGCAGUGACCAGUGCAAGAACAGAGUGGUCCAGCAAGGUCUACAGUUCCAACUCCAGGUGUUCAAGACGGAUAAAAAAGGCUGGGGACUUCGUACCUUGGAAUUUAUACCAAAAGGACGGUUUGUCUGUGAAUAUGCCGGAGAAGUUUUGGGAUACUCUGAAGUACAGAGAAGAAUUCAGUUACAAACAAUACAGGACCCAAAUUACAUUAUAGCCGUCAGAGAACAUGUUUACAGUGGGCAGGUAAUAGAAACAUUUGUUGAUCCUGCCUCUAUAGGAAAUAUUGGAAGAUUUCUUAACCAUUCUUGUGAGCCAAACCUGUUGAUGAUUCCUGUCCGAAUUGACUCAAUGGUACCCAAGUUGGCACUUUUUGCAGCCAAAGACAUUUUGCCAGAAGAAGAACUCUCUUAUGACUAUUCGGGAAGAUUUCUUAAUUUAAUGGACAGCAAAGACAAAGAAAGGCUAGAUCAAGGGAAAACAAGAAAACCUUGUUAUUGUGGUGCCAGGUCGUGUGCUGCUUUCCUCCCUUAUGACAGUUCACUAUACUGCCCCUUAGGAAAGUCAAACAUAAGUUAGGAAUGAAAAAAUUCCUAACCUAAGAGUCAAAAGAGUCUAUUCCAAGUCCUUCCUAAACACUGAGUUAAAUGCAUUUACUUUAUUACCAUGUUUUUAAAAAUGGUGACACUUCUAUUUUUGAGAACAAACUAAUAGAUAUGGUUCUGUGUAACUGUUAAUAUAAUAAUAUGUAAACAUUUUAUAAUUAUAAAUUACUGUAAAUUAGAAGGUUAAAAGGUAGCAUAUAUCUUUAUGGAAUUAAAACAUAAAAAUUGGCUUCAAUUUGAAGUCAGUUUCCACUGACUUCAUUGAAACUGGAAAUGUGCACCUUGGAAACAAUUUUGGCCCAAGAGUAAUGAAGAUCAUACUUCGAAAAUUAGGCUUUUCAAAUUGAUUUUUAAUGAUUUUUUAAAAUUCCAAAUUUAUAUUUACAAAUUAUCAGUGGCUAAAUGGAAAUUUUUGCUUUAAUUGGAACUAUUUCCUUCUCCCUCUUAUUCUCAAUAUUAUGUCUCAGAACCAGUUAGCUCUGAAGCAUAAGGCAGGAGUAGAUUCAGGAUAUCAACGGGAGACUAACUUGGAUAGAACAGAAGAUUUUAAACUCAGGAAGGUCUUGUUAAAAGGGUGGGGGGAGGUGAAACUUGCCCAAAUUGUUUUCAUUCUCCUGAGUGUUCAAAGAGUAUUUAUGCAACAUAUUUCUAAUUUCAGCUUUGGCACUUUUCAGUGUAUUAGUGUUAAGCAAGUUACUGAACCUCUCUAAAUCUGAAUUCCCUUUUCUGGAUAUAGCAAUAUUGGGAAGAUCAAAUGAGUUAAACCUUGUAAAGGGUUUACCACCAUUACUCAGUACUAGGAUAGCUAUAAUAAAAAAAAGACACAGGGGCACCUGGGUGGCUCAGUUGGUUAAGCACCCAACUCUUGAUCUCAGCUCAGGAACUCGAUCUCAGGGCUGUGAGUUCAAGCCCCACACUGGAUUUAAAAAAUUAAAAAAAUUUUAAAAGACACAAGUGUUAACAAGGACAUGGAGAAAUUGGAACCUUCAUAUAUUGCUGGUGGAGGUGUAAAACUGCACAGCUAUUUUGUAAAGCCUUUGGGUUAAUUCCUUAAAACAUUAGAUAUAAAGUAAACCACAU
Panthera uncia (snow leopard) is the source of this 2416-nucleotide messenger RNA. Its product is annotated as histone-lysine N-methyltransferase SETMAR. The record is from RefSeq and is a predicted model, not a curated record. Lineage: Eukaryota; Metazoa; Chordata; Mammalia; Carnivora; Felidae. Gene Ontology annotation, cellular component: nucleus. Bases 408 to 1310 code for a protein of 300 amino acids. The transcript is spliced from 2 exons. Gene Ontology annotation, molecular function: protein binding; histone H3K9 methyltransferase activity; zinc ion binding.